AUGUCUUCAUUUAAUGACGUUUCCAAAGGCAAGCUAUCUGUUUCUUUUUCUUGGGUUGGAAAACUAACCAAACUCUACCACUUGAACCUUGCAGAUACCAACAUAAAGGGAGAAUUCCUAUCUUUUGUGUCUAACCUGACACAACUUGAAUAUCUAUACUUGGACGCUAAUGAAAUAUCAGGUCAAAUCCCAUCUUGGCUUAUGAAGUUGACCCAGUUAACCACUCUAAGCCUUGGUUAUAACAAUUUACAAGGACCAAUUCCUAGGUCGCUCUUCCAACUCAAAAAUCUUGAAAAUCUUUAUCUUUUCGGUAAUAACUUGAGUGGGUUGGUUGAGUUUGAUCAGUUUUCCAAGCUCAAAAAGUUGAAGGGCCUUGAUUUAUCGAACAACAUGUUAUCAGUGGAGAUCAGAAAUGAUUUAAGUGCUACUCUUCCAAAGCUUCAAACUCUAGCACUGGGCUUCUGCAACUUAACAGAGUUUCCAAAUUUUUUGAAAAAUCAAUCCGAAUUGAUUCUGCUAGACCUUUCCUACAACAAAAUUCACGGCCCAAUACCGAAAUGGGUCUGGAAUGCAACUAUUGAAACUUUGUUGGUACUCCGUCUCUAUGGCAACUUUUUGACGGGAUUUGACCAAUAUCCAGGCAUUCUCCCAUGGACAAAUCUGAUCUUUCUGGGUCUUGGGUCUAACAUGUUGCAAGGACCUCUGCCAAUUCCCCCGCAAUCAAUCAGAUUAUAUGAUGUUAAAAACAACGAAUAUACUGGAGAAAUUUCACCUCUGUUCUGCAACUUCAAUAAUCUCCAAGUUCUCGAUUUGUCCAAAAACAACCUCAGUGGCAGGCUUCCACAAUGUUUGGGUAACUCUAGUGUUUUGGAAAUAUUGGCCCUGCAUGACAAUUCUUUAAAUGGAUAUGUUCCUCCAAUAUGUCCAAGAAAAACUAGGCUGAGAAUUGUUGAUUUUAGUUAUAAUCAGUUGCAGGGGAAGCUACCAAGAGGGGUGAUGAAUUGUACUCAGUUGAAGGUUCUUAAUUUUGCAAACAAUCAGAUGAGUGACAUCUUCCCAUCUUGGUUAGGGGCACUUCCGGAAUUAAGGAUUCUCAUUUUGCGGUCUAAUGGAUUUCAUGGCGUAAUCGGGAAGCCUUCAACUAAACAUGAGUUCCCAAAUUUGCGCAUCAUUGACUUAUCUAACAAUGGUUUCUCAGGUAUGUUGCCCUCUAACUACUUAGAGAUCUGGAAUUCCAUGAAAUAUGUUGAUGAAAACUGGCGAACUUAUUUUGACGUAAAUACGGAUAACGUCGGUGGAGAAUACAUUAAUAGUGAUUACGAAAUGACAAUAAGUGGCAAAGGUGUUGAGUUGAAAUAUCAAAGGACCCCUUAUCUUCUCACACUCAUAGAUCUGUCAAGUAAUAGAUUUGAAGGAGAGAUUCCAGAAGGUCCCAUUGGGAACCUAAGAGCCCUUGUUUUGCUGAACCUUUCCAACAACUCUCUCAUUGGUCACAUCCCCUCAUCUUUAGGGUACUUGGCUGCUCUCGAAUCGUUAGAUCUCUCCCAGAACCAGCUCUCAGGAAGGAUCCCGAGUAAUUUAGCACAACUCACUUUCCUUGCAUAUUUUAAUGUAUCCCAUAACCAUCUCUCCGGGCCCAUACCACUUGGCAAACAAUUCGAUACAUUCCAGGAAGACUCGUACGAAGGAAACUUAGGUAUGUGUGGAAAGUCUCUGCCAAAGAAAUGUGAAGAUUCUGAGAGCUCAACGCGGCCACCACCAUCAAUCGUGGGAGAAGAUGAAGACUCUAUAUUUCAAAUUGCACUGGAUUGGUACGUGGUUGUGCCAGGACUUGUUAGUGGUCUGAUAGUUGGAGUGGUUGUUGGGGACAUAUGGACAACAAAGAAGCACGAAUGGUUUGUGGAGACGUUUAGCAGGGGGAGGAAGCCAAGAGGCACAAGGGCUAGGAGGGGACGCAGAACUUAG
Molecule: messenger RNA, 1965 nt
Organism: Prunus armeniaca (apricot)
Lineage: Eukaryota; Viridiplantae; Streptophyta; Magnoliopsida; Rosales; Rosaceae
Source: the annotation of a GenBank genome assembly